CAGGAGAGGCGUUGGAGGAGAGUUUCGCCUGACUGUCACUCCCAGAGGAAGAAGAAGAAGAGGGUGUGAGCGAGCGUUACCUGUCCAGUCUCACCUGGUGCGCUUUGUUGUACAUGUCGGUCGUCGACUUAUUCCAUCUGCUGUCGGACAUUAAACACUGGCUUCACUUUGGAGCAAGACGGAGAAGGCGAUAAAGGAUGCUAAGACGAUCCUGACCCGUGGCCCCAACAUGAGUGUGACGUCAUGGUUCCUGGUCAGCAGCUCUGGCACACGCCACCGCUUGCCACAAGAGAUGAUCUUUGUUGGCAGGGACGACUGCGAGCUAAUGCUGCAGUCUCGUAGCGUGGACAAGCAGCACGCUGUGCUCAUCUACGACCUGAACACAGACGAGCACAUGGUGAAGGACCUGGGCAGCUUGAACGGGACUUUUGUGAACGACCUAAGAAUCCCAGACCAGACGUACAUCACCCUCAAGCUCUCUGAUGUCAUACGUUUUGGCUAUGAUGCUCAUGUUUAUAUCCUGGAGAGAAGUCAACACAAGGUCCCAGAGGAAGCUCUUAAACAUGAGAAGUACACCAACCAGUUGCAUCUUAGUAUAAAAGCCCUGCAGGCGAAGGCGAAGGAAAAACAGCAGCUCCAGAGCUCAGAGAAGAGCAAAGUUCCUGUUUCCAAACUGCUGGAGAGGGCCGAGCGAAAAGCCCAAUCCCUCACAGCUGCCACAGAUGCUCCGAUAUCCAAGCCUACUCCUCUCUAUGGUCAACCAUCCUGGUGGGGGGAGGAUGAGGAGGCAGCGAACAAAAAGAAGAACAGAGGUGGAAAAUCGCCACAACAGGAGUCUCCAGAGUCGGCUAAAGACGUGUCCAGAUAUGAGGUCAACGGUUCUCUGUCCAACAAUCAAGUCAAGUCCAUCUUCUCCUACCGCCAGGAGCCCAGCUACUUUGAGAUCCCAACAAAGGAAUUACACCAGCGACCUGCCAAGAAACCCGAGUCGCAGGUCCACGAGGUUCCCACAAAAGACACUCCAGAUCCCACUCCGGUUGUCUCUUCCACACCUCCCGUGGUCCAAAGCCAUGCCUCCUUCACCAUCGAAUUUGACGAAUGCAUGCCAGGUAAGAUGAAGAUCAAGGACCACGUGACCAAGUUCUCUUUCCGCCAGCAACAGAAGCUGCCUUCCACAGAGCCCGUCACCACGCCCACUGAGGUGAUGUCGGCAGAAAGCAAAGUGGCUGAUUGGCUGGUCCAGAGUAAUGCCAGCAUGGUGAGGAAGAGGUCACAGGCUGACGACAUGUAUAGCACAAACAGUGACCCGUCACUCCUGAAGAUCACCAAGACAAACCACCACGAGGACGGCACUCACAGUGAUUCAGAGGAUCCUGAAAUCAAUGGAAGUGAUUUCCUCGAGUCAGAACCUCGGAUUGGGUACCAAGACUCUCCACAAACACUGAGAGCCUCCCCGCCACAACGCUUUGCCUCCCCCGACCCUGAGGAGCCCUUGUCCUACUCUCCGCCGGAAUCUCAGUCCCUGUCCAGUCUUAGCAAGGCUGAGCCUCACCAAGCCUUCGUUAUUGAAUUCUUUGAUGACAACCUAAGAAAGAAACGCUCCAUGUCCUUUACUAAUAACACAUCUCCACCUGAGCCCUCGGGCCUAAGGGUCCAGCUGGAGAAGGCAAGGAAGGGCUCGAGCCCAACUGGGGAGAGACGAGUCCCAUUUCCAGCCUCCACCGCUCCUCCAACUCAACAGUACACUGUCCCCCUGAAGGGCCCUACUUCCACAGGCUUCCAGAGAGCUGGCUCUCUACGAAGGGAGAAGACGGAGGACCGGCUCAGCACCGGCUUUUCCUCUCGCUCUUCUUCAUCUGUGUCUGUAAGACCCUUUAGCAGUGUGGGCCGGAGGUCCAAACUCGCCCAGGAAUUUACUGCUGAAUUCCUCAAACAAGCAAAGCAGUCCUCCUCUGCCAGCUGGGAGAAAAAUAAAUCUAGUCCCCCUCCAGCAGCUAAGACGGAGACAGUGGUCGCAUCCCAGAAUAGUCCCCCUCCAUCUAAAGCUUCCUACCAGCCACAGACUUCCUCUCCUAUCCACCACCCUGUUCCCCUCAAGGCCCCCAUGAUGCCCGAUCCGUAUCAGGGUGUGGAGUUCAAGAUCCCUCAUGUUGGCCCCAAGAAUGAAGAGGAGGACAGUCUGAGUGACGCAGGGACCUACACCAUUGAAGCAGAUGUUCAAGAUAAAGAGCUAGAAGAGGCACGGAGCAAGAUAGACCAGGUGUUUGGUGUUUUUGAGAGCCCAGAGCGAACCAACCAGAGUGAAGCAGAAACAUCAGCAGCAUUUAGGCCUGUUAAUGUUGAGCGCAGGGAGCAGCAUAGGCAGAGUAGCAGUGGGGAGGUCCAGCCAGCAGGUGCGGUGUUACAGGGGGCUCCUAAGUGGAUGUCUUGCUGGGCCAGCUUGGCAGACAGCUACACAGAAUCUGGCCCUUCGUCUGGCCUCUUUGACGUCUCUUCCCAGAUGGAGCUGUCAGGAGCACGGGGUACAAUCAUCCACAAGGCCACGCUCAGCCGACACCACGACAGCACCGACUCUGAUGGUUCGAGAGCUCGGCGCGUCCUGCCCCAGCUACCACUGGGCGAGAAGAGUGACAUUCCGACUCCCAGCAUUCAUGUUCAUUAUGACCCGCAGUCAACGUUUGAUGUAGGAGGGAGUAGCAUGGUUUCCCCCAGGUCUCAGGAUAGCCUUCACAGGUUAUCGGUGCAUGACGACGUAGAGCCCGACAGCCUGAGUGAUGCCAGCAAGUCAGAUGAUGGUUCCAUCGUAGAGCAAAAGAGGAGACCGCUGUCAGACAGAGAAGCGAGGAAAAAUGAGGACAGACUCUCAACCGAGUCCACAUCGUUCUACAUUGGGUCAGUGGGGGCUGAGUCCCAACAUGAACUUGGGGGCUCAAACCCCAGCACUCCUGAGAAUGAAAUACAACACGCAAUCAAAACCUUCUCAACAGCAACUCUGACCAAACCAAGAGGUAACCAGGACUCUGGAAAGGUCAAUCCCAGUGUGUCGGCUCCACUCCUGAGCCAGAUUACACAGAGCCCAGAGUCCAAAGAGGGCACUGUAGCCGCAUUAUUCAGACAAGAGAGCUUCACCAAGGAGCGGCCUAGCAAUGCCAGAUUGCCCAACAUAUCUAGCCUGCAGGUUCAGAGAGGCAUGGACCCUGAAUCAUUCCAGGGAGCCUGUAACCAGGACACUCAUUCUUACCUCAAAGACACGGAGGAUGUUCUGGCGGUUCUGGAGGCCAAACUCCAAGCAGUACAAUCGGGUAAAACACCGUCUUCGAUAAUGGACUCUCUUUCUGCGGAGUCUGAUGUCGAUACCUCCAGCACAGUCAGCCAACACAGCAAUAAGACCAGGCCAAACAUACUGCCUAAAGCCCCCUCUGUUAGUGGCUUCCAUAGGGAGAAGUCUUCAGCCAGUAUAGCUAGUCAGGACCCAAGUCCCCGGUCCACAACAUCAGAAAAGCGGCGUUCUCAGGGAGAAGACGGCAACAAUAAGACGGAGUCUGUCAGGAGACCGGUUGGAUUGAGACGUAGUGUCGGGAGAUGUGGCUCCACAGACCUAAGCGACGACCCUCAGAGCUUCCCUUACUCUGACCAGGAAUCUAACAGCCACCAAUCCCGCAGAAAAUACACAGUGCCCCUUCAGAAGGAGGACGGCAAGACCUCUAGAGCAUCCCAGUCCUUGAUUCGUGCCAGCAGCUUUUCAGCCCCAAGACCCACCAGAGCGUCCAUGCUCCGCCGCGCUCGCCUGGGCGAAGCUUCGGACAAUGAGGGCCCGGAGACAGACAGGCUGUCCCAGGAGGCGGGCAAUGCCCUAGCGCAGCAACCCCAAGAAACCAAGAAACUCUCCAGGCUGGAUAUGCUGGCGAUGCCUCGUAAGCGGACGAGCUCAUUCAACACACCCAGCGACACCGAGGCCUCGUCCACCGGCAGCUCAGUUCGGAGGGCUUCUGCAUCGGGGGGGAAGCCUGUAGAAAAGCCACAGAAAGCACCGGUCAACAAGACGCCGAUCACUCGUGGACGUUCAAGCAGUGCCAAAUAUUCUGGAAGCACCUCAAGCUCCAGGAGACGACACAAAGGCUCUGACUAUACCUCUACCUCAGACGAGGAGUACGACUCAAACCAGAGCACUCCUAAACACAAACGCUCCCAACCUUCCUCAGCUUCCCAGAGCCCGCGGAAUCUUGCGCGGCCUCAGCCGGUGGUCGCCCUGCGGCCAAACCCCCGCAGCAGAGAUUCUGAAGAGGAGAUCCAUGACGGAGACGCCUUACACUGUUGGUCCAAUCACAGCUCUGAGAUUGCACAGUUGAGUCAAGACCUGGCUAAAGACCUAGCUAUCUUGGCCAGAGAGAUCCAUGACGUGGCAGGUGAAGGUGAUCCACAAAACCCUGGAGUGGAGAGCAGUGCGCCCGUCUCCACAGUGACCGCUCACGAACAGCUGGUUCAUCAUAUCCCAGAGGCUGGAUUAAACUACCAGAGGGUCCCACCAAGUUCUACAUCUUCAAGGGAACCUGACCAGAGUGACCAUGAACAGAACAGCAGGCCGCGAGCUCAGAGCAGAGAUGAGGUCAUUGUGGACAAUCUGAUGCUGAAUCCAGUGUCACAGAUCACCAUGGCCAUCAGAGAAAACACUGAGCAACUUGCUGAAAAAAUGAAGGUAAUGUUCCAGGACAGGAUGGAUAUCUGGGAAGAGAUUGAGGCCACGGUUAAAUCUGACAAUGAUGUUCCUGUCAUCAAAACCUCCAACAAGGAAAUCGCAUCAAUCUUGAAAGAACUUGGGAGGGUUCAACGGCAACUUGAGGUCUUUAACACAGUCAUGGAGCCCGGUAGGCAGUUUGACAGUCCUAAGGCCUCGGCCUCUGUGGUCUCCUCCUCAUCUGGAGUUCGGCUCUCCAAACCUCCCGCCUCACGAGACUGGAGAACGAUCCACUCCGUCUCCAAACGUGGCGGCGGCCCGAGGCCCAGCGAGGGUGUCAGGAGAGCAGCCGUGACACCAGACGACCAAAGAGCGGGAUAUUUGGUCUGAAAUGUGACACAAACACGCAGGUUCCUCCAGUGCUGAACUUGUGCUGUGACUCCACAAUCACAAGUGUCACCACAAUGAAACUAAGAGGCGGGGGGAAGUGAGACUGUAAAUGCAUCUGUCGUCUCCCGUGCAUCCAAACAUACACACUAACGUACUAUGAGCACUACACACCUACACAGUGGUGUAACUCACAGUGACGCCUGCACUAAAGGCCCGUAUGAGGUUGAAGAUUUAAGGAAGUACCAAAAUACUACAAUAAAAACCUCACCUCUCGGACAGGCCUCCAAACUAUACUUGAUUCUCUCUUUGUUCGAGGUUGACCUCGUUAUUUGCCAAUGAUACGACCAACAUUGCUGAUUUUAAGAGCUCAUUGUAUUUACUUGGUUUAUUUGAGAACCAGACUGAGAAUAAUCAUCUCAGGAAAAUAUAUAU
Molecule: messenger RNA, 5497 nt
Organism: Anarrhichthys ocellatus (wolf-eel)
Lineage: Eukaryota; Metazoa; Chordata; Actinopteri; Perciformes; Anarhichadidae
Gene: cep170ba
Product: centrosomal protein 170Ba
Exons: 19
Coding region: 230-5065 (1611 amino acids)
Molecular function (GO): protein binding
Source: RefSeq, a predicted model, not a curated record